GUGCAAGUGGCGACGAUUUAUACGUCUGUCUGAAUUUGAUGUUUGAUUUUAGAAGAAAAUGGCAGUUCUAUUUUUUUCUAUUCAGUAAUAAUUUAAGUUUUCUGAUAUAAAUAAAUAAAGUCAUGGCGGAUUAGCUCAAACGUUUUUCGGUUUCGAAAAGUUUACAUCAUGGCACCUCUUCGUGGAGGGAAUUCUAAAAACAAAGCCUGUGUCAAGCAGGCUAUGACGGUUUCUACAAACCAAACAACUCAGGGACCUUCUACCCCUAGAGUCACCGUGAAAGAAGAUAUUAAGGAGCCAGAACAAAGUGUAACUUAUUUUGUGGAUGAAGAAGGCAGAUACUAUUACCAGCCUUCUGUGGACAAUGAAAAUCUUACCAUGACUAUUGCUAAUGCAAAUGAUUCUGAACAAAAGCAUAUAAUAGUCAAUGAAGAUUACCAAACAGUCACAUUAGUGCCGUCGGAGACUGAUAUGGGUGAAGUCAGUUAUGUGCUGGUGGUUCAAGAUGACAAGCAAGUUAUGAAUAUUAAUAUAAAGGAGGAGAAUGAAGGUGAUGUUUAUACAUUUGAAGAUGAAGAAGAAAUAACAGAAAAAGCUGAUGAGCCAUCAGAUGCCUUGGCUAAGCCGAAACGUAAACAAAAGACUUCGCGGCCUAAUUAUAAUUGCAAUUAUUGUAAUUAUGUAAGUCACAGAAAGUAUUUGCUCUUAAGGCAUAUGAAGUCACACUCAGUUGACCGACCAUUUAAGUGUUCUGUUUGUGAUCGGGCAUUUAAGACCCGGGUUUCGCUGAAUAAUCAUACAAACACCCACAAUGGUAUCAAGCCACAUAUUUGCAAAUAUUGCAGCACACCAUUCACUACUUCAGGUGAGCUUGUAAGGCAUGUUCGCUAUAAGCACACUCAUGAGAAGCCUCACCGUUGCACACAAUGUGACUAUGCCUCGGUAGAACUGUCCAAACUGAGAAGACACAUACGCUGCCACACCGGAGAGAGACCGUAUCAGUGCCCGCAUUGCACAUACGCGUCGCCGGAUACGUUCAAAUUAAAACGUCACUUACGCACGCAUACCGGCGAGAAGCCAUACAAAUGCGAUUCUUGUAACAUGUCUUUCACCCAAUCCAACUCACUGAAAGCUCACAAACUUAUCCACAAUGUGUCAGAGAAGCCAGUGUACGCUUGCGAGCUUUGCCCGGCGAAAUGUGGACGUAAAACUGAUUUGCGUAUUCACAUUCAGAAGUUGCAUACAUCGGACAAGCCCCUUAAAUGCAAGCGUUGUGGGAAAACCUUUCCGGACCGAUACUCUUGCAAAGUUCAUAAUAAGACCCAUGAAGGCGAGAAAUGCUACAAAUGCGAGCUUUGUCCCUACGCAUCGACAACGCUUCGACACUUAAAGGCGCACAUGCUCAAACAUACUGACGAAAAACCAUUUGUCUGCGAUCAAUGUAACCAAUGCUUUAGGCAGAAGCAGCUUCUUCGUCGUCACCAAAACUUGUACCACAACCCUGACUAUUCGCCAAAACCACCCAAAGAGAAAACACAUGUUUGCCACGAGUGUAACCGCAGCUUUGCACACAAGGGGAACCUCAUUCGUCACUUGGCUAUUCACGAUCCAGAUUCUAAUCACCUUGAGCAGGCGUUAGCCCUAAGGAUUGGCAGACAAAAGAAACUUAGGCCACAAUCAGAAAAAACAAUAUGCGAAGAGAAUUCCAGUCCGCUUGAAGAAGAAGUUGUUAAAAUAGAAGUGGCCAGCAAUGAAAAUAAAGAAGAUGAAAAUGUGGAAAUAACUGGUGAAGAAAAUCAAGAGUAUGUAGUCUUAGAGGUCAUACAAUUGGAAGAUGGAUCUGAGCAACAAGUGUGCCUCAUCACACCACAUUACUCUGACAUGGAGAGACGAGAAGAAAGUGAUCCAGCAAACGCCGAUGAUAAUUCAGAAGGAACCCAAGAUUUAUUCUACAAAGCACAACUAAGAAAGACAAUCGAACAAAAUUUGAAAGCAGAAAAAGACUUAGAUACUUGCUUUGGAUUUGAUGAAGAAGAAGAAGAAGAAGAGGAGACCGUACCCAAAUUUGAGCAACAAGAAAAUAAAGGAUACUUUAGACUCCAGUAUGAGUUAAGCGAUGAAGAAGAUUUCACACUUCACUAUGAGUCAAGUGAUGCAUCUGAAAAAGAUGGUGAGUAAUGCCAUCAAAAUGUGUCUAAGCGUUUAGUACACAAAUAAUCAUAAAGUAUAUUUAAGUUAGAGCAAUUGAAUUGGGGACCGAGUAAUGCCUCAAAAAGCUGAAAGAACUCACAAGGGUGCAUAUCCAAUGUUUUUUUUUAAAUUUUGUAUGUUUAUUUCUAUAAAAAACAUACAUUGUUAAUUUUAUCCUUUAAUCAUUUUGUAUUUUACCAGCAUUUAAUAUAAAUGCAUUUACAUGAUUAGUCCGCUUCUAUGACGAAAAAUAACUCCUUAACUACGUUUAGGAAACUCAAAAAUACGCCUUUGGUUAAAUACAUAUCUGCCAUUUUAGAUUUUUAGACCAAUUUUUUAUAAGUGACAAUAGGACGGAGGCUGUACUGUAUCUUCCUAUACCUGUGAUAAGUAUUAAUGUGGAAAGUGCCAAUGAAGUACUGUACCUAAUUUGUUGUAUUUUAUUAAAUUAAAUAAACUUCCUUUGUGGCUAAGUGGUUUUAUGAAAUUUCCCAUUUGCCUGGUUGUUUUAACAUUUUAGGGCCGGAAGAUUUGAAUGGAUCAAAACAACUUUUUUUUGAUAUGUUUAAGAUCUCCCAAAAAAAAAAAACAUUAGGAUAUGCACUUAAAAUUACAUAUUAGUUUGUCUUGCAAUUGUAUAAAAAUCGUUAUUUCAGUGAUAUUUCAAACUAAAAACUGUUCGUUUACAAUCAAUGUGGCCUUUGACAAACCAAAAAUGUAUUUAUCAAAUCAUUGGAAAUUAUGUUUUUUUAAAGUAUGACGCAUAGAACUAAAUAUAAUACUUAUUACCGCAAUAAUCAGUUAUAGAUCAAAAAACAGCGAAAUAAUCAUAUAGUUAUAGUAAGUUUUGGUAAUGUUAAUGUACAUAUUUAAUACACAGAGACAGAACUUUUAAAAAUCGUUAUCUGUGUCUGAAACUCCUGAAUAGUGUUAUGAUGCUUUAUAUAAAUGCAUCCAUAAGAAUCUGCAUAGAUGAUUCAUUGGCAAGAAUUUAAUCAUUUUUUACACAAAAGCUAUUUUAGAUUAAUACAAAUAUCAUAGACUUGAUGUAGUAAGCUUAAAGCUAACUUAAAAUUCAAGAAUCUUGUUAAGCUGGACAUUUAAAGGAUUUUUUAUAUCUGUGUGAGUUAUUUCUAUGAAACUUGUACUAGUCUCACUUCUGAAAAUGGUGGUUUGUUAAUCAAAAGAGAAUUGUUACUGUCCCAUGUUUGAGUAGCUUCUGUGUAACUUAAGCCCUGAUGAAAUUAUAUACAUAGAAAGUUAGAGCAGACAAAUUGUAAUUUGAAUUUUGACAUCUCAAGUACAAUGUAAGGAGCUUCAAAUGUAACAGCUGUUAUCGCCCUUCAUUGUAAAUAAAAGAUAAUUUUAACCAAUAACAAUAGUAUAUCUAUGAUGUAUGUGGAAAUUGUAAAUACGUAAGUUGUAAUAAUUGUGAAUUUAAUUAUGUAUUGCUAAUAUAUCUUUACGUUAGAUACUUUAAAAUCGCCUAUAACCUAUUCCAUUCAUACUCCUGUUAUUUUCACUUAGGGAGCGUUCAAGUAUUACGUAACAAAUUUGGGGGGGCGGUCCUCUUGUAAAACGUUACGAUGCGGGGCGGGGAUUGAAUUACGCGUUAUUGAUAAUAUUAUUUUCGA
This is a messenger RNA of Pieris brassicae (large cabbage white), 3824 nucleotides long. RefSeq names its product transcriptional repressor CTCFL-like. NCBI's taxonomy places the organism in Eukaryota, Metazoa, Arthropoda, Insecta, Lepidoptera, Pieridae. The coding region runs from base 169 to 2178 and encodes 669 amino acids. Gene Ontology annotation, biological process: regulation of transcription by RNA polymerase II. Gene Ontology annotation, molecular function: DNA-binding transcription factor activity; RNA polymerase II cis-regulatory region sequence-specific DNA binding. The transcript has 16 exons. The record is from RefSeq and is a predicted model, not a curated record.